Messenger RNA from Hippopotamus amphibius kiboko, 1077 nucleotides. RefSeq names its product H6 family homeobox 3 (gene HMX3). The record is from RefSeq and is a predicted model, not a curated record. Bases 1 to 1077 code for a protein of 358 amino acids. Gene Ontology annotation, molecular function: DNA-binding transcription factor activity, RNA polymerase II-specific; RNA polymerase II transcription regulatory region sequence-specific DNA binding. NCBI's taxonomy places the organism in Eukaryota, Metazoa, Chordata, Mammalia, Artiodactyla, Hippopotamidae. Gene Ontology annotation, cellular component: nucleus. The transcript has 2 exons. Gene Ontology annotation, biological process: regulation of transcription by RNA polymerase II.
AUGCCGGAGCCCGGGCCGGACGCCCCCGGCACCGCAAGUGCACAGCCCCCGCCGCCGCCGCCCCCGCCUCCCGCGCCCAAGGAGUCCCCGUUCUCCAUCAAGAACCUGCUCAACGGAGACCACCACCGGCCGCCCCCUAAGCCGCAGCCGCCCCCACGGACGCUCUUCGCUCCGGCCUCGGCCGCCGCCGCCGCCGCCGCCGCCGCCGCUGCGGCCAAGGGGGCCCUGGAGGGCGCCGCGGGUUUCGCGCUCUCGCAGGUGGGCGACCUGGCUUUCCCCCGCUUUGAGAUCCCGGCACAGAGGUUUGCCCUGCCUGCGCACUACCUGGAGCGCUCGCCGGCCUGGUGGUACCCCUACACCCUGACCCCCGCCGGCGGCCACCUCCCGCGAUCUGAAGCCUCGGAGAAGGCCCUGCUGCGAGACUCCUCCCCCGCUUCGGGCACCGACCGCGACUCCCCCGAGCCGCUGCUUAAGGCCGACCCCGACCACAAGGAGCUGGACUCCAAGAGCCCGGACGAGAUCAUUCUGGAGGAGAGCGAUUCGGAGGAAGGCAAGAAGGAGGGCGAGGCGGCGCCGGGCGCGGCGGGGGCAAGCGUGGGGGCGGCGGCGGCCACGCCGGGCGCCGAGGAUUGGAAGAAGGGCGCAGAGAGCCCGGAGAAGAAGCCCGCGUGCCGCAAGAAGAAGACGCGCACGGUCUUCUCGCGCAGCCAGGUCUUCCAGCUCGAGUCCACCUUCGAUAUGAAGCGCUACCUGAGCAGCUCGGAGCGCGCCGGCCUGGCCGCGUCGCUGCACCUCACCGAGACGCAGGUCAAGAUCUGGUUCCAGAACCGCCGCAACAAGUGGAAGCGGCAGCUGGCGGCCGAGCUGGAGGCGGCCAACCUGAGCCACGCCGCGGCGCAGCGCAUCGUGCGGGUGCCCAUCCUCUACCACGAGAACUCGGCGGCCGAGGGCGCCGCGGCCGCGGCCGCGGCCGCGGGGGCCCCGGUGCCAGUCAGCCAGCCGCUGCUCACCUUCCCACACCCCGUGUACUACUCGCACCCGGUGGUCUCUUCCGUGCCGCUGCUCCGGCCCGUCUGA